This is a messenger RNA of Anopheles stephensi (Asian malaria mosquito), 593 nucleotides long. RefSeq names its product RNA polymerase II transcriptional coactivator (gene Ssb-c31a). NCBI's taxonomy places the organism in Eukaryota, Metazoa, Arthropoda, Insecta, Diptera, Culicidae. Gene Ontology annotation, biological process: positive regulation of transcription initiation by RNA polymerase II. The record is from RefSeq and is a predicted model, not a curated record. The transcript has 2 exons. Gene Ontology annotation, cellular component: nucleus; transcription regulator complex. The coding region runs from base 119 to 436 and encodes 105 amino acids. Gene Ontology annotation, molecular function: DNA binding; transcription coactivator activity.
GUCAAUCUUGUUUACAGCAAAACAAGCGGAAAAACGUUCCGGUAGCGACUGAAGCAACCAUUGUCUGAAACCACGCUACUUUUCCCGCAGAAAACGAACGACACCGAUCAGCUAGAAAAUGCCGAAAAACAAGAAAGUGCAAGAAUCGACCGAUUCCGACACUAGCUUUGAAGAUCGCACACCGGCAAAGCAAGCCAAGAAGACCGAGAAACGCUCCGAUUCCGGCCAGAAGGAUGAGGGCGGCUUCGAGCUGGACAAAAAUCGCAAAGUGUCGGUGUCCGAAUUUAAAGGCAAGGUGUACGUUGGCAUACGCGAGUAUUACGAAAAGGAUGGUAAAACGCUGCCCUCCAAGAAAGGUAUUAGCCUCACGGUGCCACAAUGGAAGAAGCUGCUCGAACAGGCCGAUGCCAUCAAUGAGGAGAUAAAAAAGUUCUAAGCUCAGCUCGGUCGCCGGACGCCGGGGGCAGUUCCGGUUAUUCCUGUUUGCAUUUUUCUCAAGCAGAAAAACUCGCCACCACCAACCACGUUGCGUACCUUGUUGUUUUGUUAAUAAAUUACUGAUGUCCUGCACCGGUUUGUGCAGGUGUCGUAUA